GACGUAAUGUCACAGCGCCAUCUAUCUGUUUUCAGCCAUGUGCAAUGUUUUGGUUUUAUGACAGAUAAAAAUAACGUUGUUUUGACGGCGUUUCCUGCAUAAUGAGCCAUUUCAUAAUAGUAAGGUUAGAAUAAGAUGAGGAUAAUUUGUGAUGAUUAAAUUAUGAUGGAUGAUUCAGUUAGUAGAGAAUCUGUUGACUCCUCUUCUACUUCUGAUGAAUUUGUUGUGGUAAAUGCUGAUCCCAAGUUCAAACUAACUGGCGACAUGAGUGAUAUUCAUAAGGAGAUAACCGACCCUGCUGCAACCAAUGGUAACACAAAGAUGGCCACUAGUAUCACUGAUAACAAUUUAGGUCAUGUGAUACCAAAUAGCCAAUCCGCUGAUGUGUUAUUGCCCGAAGGAAGUGUUGAAAAUAAAAGUUAUCUAGAGAAUGAUAUUAUUCAACAAGGUCAAAGUUCAUCAGAAUUACAACAAAAGUGCAACAGAUCAACUUCCUUACCAAGUUUUCCGUCUGGUGAUUGUACUGUGUUUAAUGGAGUUACCUACCUUGGAUGUGCGAUUGUUAAUGCUCCCCGGAGUGAAGUAGAGAUAUAUCGUAAUAUGGCUAUUAUGAAUGAUCAAACUCAGCUCGCCAUACCAAUCAUAUUGUCUGUACCUAGUACAUCAGAGGGUGUCAUUAGUCCUACUGAUGCCAGUGUGGUUAGACUAAUAGAUCCAAGUAGUGAUAGUGAAAUAGCAAGUUAUCGAAUACAUCGCAUAUUAUUCUGUGCCCGCGGCCCGGCUGAUAGCAACGAAAAGAAGUGUUUUGCGUUUACAUUUAGUUAUGGAGAUACAGCAGAAUCAGCAAUAUUUCAAUGUCAUGUGUUUAGAUGUGAUUUGGCAGAAGCUGUACCAAAGAUUCUGUAUUGCUUUGCAACAACAUUUCGACGAGUGCCACGUAGUACGAGAACCAUUUCCACCAGUAGUCUACAAGAAGCAGAACAAAAUCAUGUUUUUACCGUGGGAAUAGAAUUUAAAGAGGAUGAUGGGAAGGGAAGUUAUACCGCCUGUCCGAAGGAUAAAAAUAUAUUUAAAUUUAAGUGUAAUAUAGAGAAACGUAUUGUUAUAUCAGUUCAACAAACAGGUCUGUCAGAUCUUAAAAUAGAAAGAUGUUUUGGUUUGUUGAUAUCACCGGGUAGAAAUGUUAAACACAGUGACAUGCAGCUCAUAGAAUUGGUAUCUAUGGGUUAUCAGUCAGAUGGUAGAUCCUAUACUAUAUCUGGACAUUGGGAUCCAACUGAACAAUGUUUUGCUGUUCUUAAUACAGAAACACCUAAAGAUACGCGAGUUUUUCUCACAGUUGCUGUAGAUCUAGUCAUAUUUGGUAUUCAGGAGCCAGUCAGGUUUGCCAUAGAAUCAAAAGCCAAAAUAUUUUCUCAGACAGAAAGAUUUUGGUAUUUUUCUACAAAACCACAUUAUGAACAAUUUUAUGUUAGACUCAAACAGAUUGACGGUAAUGAGAGUGAAGAUGGCUUAUUUGAAGUAUUAAGUGUUGAUAGUCAGACAGAGUUAGAGAGAAGAUCUGGUUUAACACUUAGUUUAAAUCCUAAUCGAGCCAUACCUGACCCAGUUCAAACACCACAAGAUAUUGAUGAAGAGUCAGAUGGUGACGAGCCAUUAUUAAGUGGUUCAGGUGUAGUUAGCAAAGAAAUUACAGAUGAAAACCUCUUGGAUGCUUGGCAUGAUGUUCUUACCAAGUGGCAUCAAAAUCUGUCACAACGACCAAAACAAGUUCACCAUCUGGUUAGAAAGGGAGUACCGGAAGCUCUACGAGGGGAGGUUUGGCAGCUUUUAGCUGGUGUUCAUGAAGGGAAUGAUUCUUAUGAAACAUACAGAAUAUUAAUCAGCAAGGAAUCAGAUCAUGAAUCUGUGAUACAGAGAGAUAUUAACCGAACAUUCCCUGCUCAUGAUUUCUUUAAAGAUGCUGGAGGAUCUGGACAAGAUUCUCUGUAUAAAAUCAGUAAGGCUUAUGCUGUCUAUGAUGAAGAGAUUAGUUAUGUUCAAGGUUUAUCCUUUCUAGCUGCAGCUCUUCUUCUACAUAUGCCCGAAGAACAAGCAUUCAGUGUUUUAGUGAAGAUCAUGUAUGAUUAUGGUUUACGAAGUUUGUUUAAACCAGGAUUUGAAGAACUUCAUCUAAAAUUUUACCAGUUGGAACGACUUAUACAGGACCAGAUACCUGACCUGUUUUGUCAUUUUGCUGAGAUGUGUUUAGAAGUUCAUAUGUUUGCUUCUCAAUGGUUCCUCACUCUUUUUACAGCAAAAUUUCCUCUUAAUGUUGUAUUUCACAUACUAGAUCUAUAUCUUAGUGAGGGUAAAGACGUGAUAUUUAAUGUUGCCCUCGCUCUACUAAAGUGUUCUCGCAAACAUUUACUAGCUCUGGAUUUUGAGGGUGUUCUCAAAUAUUUCCGUGUUCAGCUACCUAAAAGAUUCCGAUCUGAAGAGGCAGAGACGGAAUUGAUACAGACAGCCAUUUUAACUAAGGUUACUGCUCGUAAAUUAAAGAAAUAUGAGAAAGAAUAUAUAACCAUGAAAGAACAAGAAGAAGACCCCACAGAAAGAUAUGAGAGAGAGAAUAAAAGAUUAUUAGAGGCUAACAUGAGACUAGAACAGGAGAAUGAUGAUUUAGCUCAUGAAUUAGUCGAAAGUAAACUGGCUUUACGCAGUGAAUUAGAUAGUGUUGAAGAUACAAAUGAAAUAUUAACACAAGAUCUAAUGGUUACUAAAAAAGCUUUAAAAGAGACAGAGGAAGAAAAACGAAGAUUAGAAUAUGAAUCAUCACAGUUAAAAGAGAUGUGUAGAAGAGAAUUAGACAGAGCAGAAGCUGAAGGAAGUAGAAAUACUUUAAUAAUAGCAGAUUAUAAACAGAUUUGUUCUCAGUUGAGUGAAAGAUUAGAGAAACAGCAAACAGCAGCAAAAGAAGAAUUACAAAGAAUCAGGGUGACAGUAAAAGCUUGUGAUGAUUGUUCUAAGUUGAUUGAUAAAGAUGGUAAAGUGAAGCUACCUGAUCCCAUUAUAAACCCUGCCGAUCAAAACCCCAUCAUCAUUGAUUUAAAACGACAGGUCCGAGAAUUAGAACUGGAGCUGGCACAGACGAAAUUAGCGCUGGUCGAGUCUGAGUGCAAAACACAGGAUCUUACGCAUCAACUCAACUCAGCCAUCACAGAAAUCCAAGCCUCCAAAAAUACAUGGUUUAAUAAAACAAUAAAUUCAAUACGAGAAGUUGCUCAGACAAAAAAGGACCUAAAAGAUGUUAAGGAGGGUUAGAUAACUCUUGUUGUGUAUCCUAAACUUUCUGUUAAACACAUGUGACAUGAUAAAUUCCACAACCCACUGUAACGAAUUUUGAAUGUAUUCUUGUUAAAAUUCUGUAUAAGCUUUUUACUAUAGACUGCAAGCUAGAUAUUGUUCUUUGGUGAAAAGCAUGUCACGAAUGGAUUCUGAUAAAGAACGCACGCACUAAAACAGACUAAUUGGAUAUUUUACAGCAUAAUAUUGUUCUGACAAGAGAGACCAAUUAUUGGUCAAUCAUCUAGUGGUAUUACCCGUUAUCAGUUCAGUUUUUGAUCACUUUUUUUUUUAACCAAUAUCAGUUAUAAUCAUUUAACCUGAUGAUAUUUAACCUGUUAACCUAUUGCAAGUGAAAACGUUGUUAUGCAUAUUUAUCUGAACAGUUGCUGGUGUUUAAAGCACAUUAUUAUAAUCACAACAUAAUCAAAAAGAUCUCAAAACAUUUCUGUUGUAUUGGUAUGCAGUCGAGAAGAAAAAACACAUUACAGUAAGUUGUACGUGAUUAGCAAUCAUCUAGUACAACAUGUCAAUAAGAACUUAGAUUUCAGUGGUUGAAUAAGCAUAAUCAGCAGGCAACGCUUACCAUACACAAUGUAAUCAAGUAGUACCAAUUGUAUAUUAGAAUGUGAUGUAUGUACUUGAUGUGUCUAUGUGUUGUUUUAUGCAUAUUAACUGAUGUUAUGAGAAUUUUUUUUUUAGUGUAAAUAAUUUGAUAGUAGGGUGAAGUUUGCAUAGUCUUUUAAUAGAACACCAGAAACACUCCUCUCCAAUCCGAAUUUAUAAUCCACGGAUGAUGUAAAUUUGUUGUGGAUAAAAGGUGAACAUGAAUAAUGUGACACGCGAUUUAUCUGGGUGGUCCAUCUAGCCAGUAGUUGUAGUUAUAUUAUAGUUGUAGUUAUAUAAGUAUCCUUAUAUAAGGGGGUAACAUACUGGAAUAAGAGUCAUAAAGCAAUACUUAUCACAAGUACCAGUACUUGAACUAAAGACAUUAGUUCAAAAUAUAUUUUGCUAUGGCCAUUAUUUUACUUUUAUCACCUCAUUGUCCUCAACUGAAAAAGUACAUCUUUUAAUUUUUCAAAAUAGGCUUUUUGUGUACUACCUGGUGUGUUACCCCUUUUAUGAAUUUUCCAGGGUUUUUAUCUCAGUUAUUUUAGUUCAAUUGGAAAUGAGACAUUUGGUAAUUGAGCUUGAUGUACACAGGACACGAUUAGGACAAUCCUAUAAAAACCAAUAAUUGAUAUUAUUGAUUGAUUGAUGUUUCUGCUAGGAUGGUACAGUCUUUAUGAAGUAAAUGAUGCAAAACACCAGAGAAUGUAUCAAAUAUUUAGAUUAGUCUUUUGAUAAUGUUACCAUUGCUUCAAAAUUAUGGUAAAAUUGUAAAACAAGAACCCUGGUAUAGGUUUAUAGGGCUGUAAGACGACACUCAGGUUACCAAUAACUUACACCAUAUUGUAUAUUUUAUACAAGGUUAAAUUAUUUAGUCCAUCUUGAUUAUAUUUUGAUGGCAUAAGCUUAACUUCCAUGUCUUUUAUGUAGUGACCCCAAUAUCACUGAAAAGUUAUGCCACCCAGUAUACAAGGAAAUGUAUUUGCCACUGAGCUGCAGUCAAGGAACAGCAAUUGUCAGAAAAAUUCAGUGAUGUGACAUCACCCAAUAUCCAGAAUCAUUUUUCUAGGAUUUUGCUAUUUGGAUUAUAUGUUUGUAUAUACUGAAAACCUCUCUUGGUAUUGCUGGUUUUAAAUCAAAAAAUACAUAUAAUGUUGUAAUUUUAUAUAAUACUUAUAUCUAUUAAUAUUAUAACCCCACCUCUCACAUUUAAUAUGAUUAAGCAUGUUCUGAAGAGUCAUUUGACAACUGUUGAAAAAAUUAUGAUGUGUUGCUUGAAUAAAAUAAAACAUGGUUCUAGCAAUCCUGAAGAACAUUCAGAUUUAAAGCCCAUAAUUAAAAAUGGACAAAGUAGUGUAAUAGUAUUUGGACUUUGCCAGAAAAAAGUCCCAAAAUAAUUGAGUAUACAUGACACAUAGUAAGAGUAAUGUUACUCUGUCUCUUAAACUCAGCACUGACAUUACAAGACUCUUAUGCAAUCAGUAGAUAGUAUACAAUUAAAGAGCUUUGUGGUCUUUUCAAAAGUGAAGCAGUAUGGGCCCGUUUUGGUAUCAAGCUAAAAUAGAAUGUUACUUGGAAGACUAUGUUGUAACAGGGUUGGUUUAAAAAUAUAUAAAAGGUCAGGAUAUAUCCAUUCAGGUGUUUUGUAAAUAUAUGUUUUUUAACCCCAAAUGUAAUCUAUCUCUUAUUAGAAAGUUAUUGAAUUGUAUGAGUUAGUGUUUAUGUUUAUACUUGUAUAUUAUAUAUAUAUAUAUAUUAUAAUGUGCUAUAAAUAUCUGUAGUAAACUUAUUUAAUAUUAUUCACUGCAUAAUCUAUUAUAAAUGUACCGACCGGCAAAAUAGAAAACAAGGGAGAUAAUUCAUUAAGUUAUAGAAAAAAUGAAAUAUUGUAGAUAGUGUGUGUAUAGCUAUAAUGUGCACUUGUUUGAUAACUACCCACUUGUUGUUACAAAACUAAUUGUUGUUGAUCGAUUCUUUUUUUCAUACAUGUAUGUUAUUGUUAUGAGGCUUGUCUCUCUCUCUAUUCAAAAUUCCUUUUGUUUCAAGAAAUUAUAACCUGCUAACCAGUCGUUUAUGUUAAUAAUUCCAAAAGCCAACAUUUCUGAAGAAAUUAUGAUAUUUAUAUUGAAAUAUAAUAAAUUUAAUAUGCAAAGGGAUAGUUACAUAUUUAUUACACAUUAUUUAACUUGGAGCUUAUAUAUAUUCAUAAUAUAAUUUCAUAUUAAUUAACACUAACAUAUUUACAUUUAAAUGAAUGUGUAAUGUUUGAAAAUGUAUAAAGAAAGUAUAGGUAAAUAUCUGAUAAAAACUGUGUACAGAUUGAAUUCAUGUUUAUAUAGAUUGGAUUGUGUCUCUAAAUGGGAUAUUGGUGGAUUGAUUUAUAUUUGAAGCAGGGCUGUUGUUUCAGUUACAUUUGCCAGUCUUAGCUUACUGCCAGUGAAAUUGAUCAGCUGGAGAAUUAACCUGUCAGUGAAUUUACAUGAUAUGAGGUAUUUCGAAGAAUUUAAUCAUGAACACAAUAAUUGCAUUUUUAUUUAUUAUUUGUUAAACAUAUGAUUUAUAAACAGCAAUGAUGCUAAAAAAUAGUCAUUCAAAGGUUGCUGUGUUCUUUGCAAAACAGUUCCUGGCUAAUGAACAAAUUCCACAAAAAAUUGACUGGCUAGUAAUAUUUUGAAAUAAGAGGUCUUGUAUCAACAUUCUACAUAACACGUUUGUUUAUUACUACAUGUUUAUUUUAAUUAAUAACUAAUAAUAAUAAUAUGCCAUUCCAUAAUCUCAUGAUAUUCAAUUAUUUAUUUAUCAUAUCUACAUAACCAACAUCACCCGUUUUGUAGUAGAAUAUAAUAAUCUUAUUGAGAUACAAAAUCAAAAUUUCAGGGUUAUUUUAUACUUUCAAUGGCCUUCACUCCAUGUAGAUCUGAACAGUUUGCAAGUCGGUCAAAUUGAUCAACUUUAACUCGGUAUUAGCCAGAGUCUUCUACAUGAAUUUGAUGCUCUUGAGCACCAUUUGUGAUGAGGUGCCUUGAAGAACGAGGCAAAAUCCAGUAGUCUUGACUAACCAGGCAUUAGCAACUGCCAUUCAAUUUGAACUGCUCACAUAUUUCGCAAAAAAAAGCUGAUUAUGAUCUUGCACAUGAAUCGUAUAAAUUUUCUAAAAAAAAAUGUUAGAAUGAAAUAAUUGGAAUAAAUGAAAAGGUUUUGGUUUUACACCAAACUAUUCCAAAAGUGUUCCUGGAAUUUAAACAAAGAGACUAAAAAUGCACUUUGAUAAAAUACAAAAUAUUACCCAAGUUUCAUAUAUUGCAAUAUAUAUGAUUGGAUCAGAAGCUGUUAUUGUUUAGGUUUAAAUGAAAGUAGUUGGUUGUUUUAAUGAUACCUGUUUAUUUUGACUUUAUGAGGGUUAUAAGUAUUAAAUUCACCUGGUUUCGGGCGAUGACUUUCUUAAAUGUUUGUAUUGUGAUCAGAUUUCUAGUUCCUUGUGAACAAAGUGUUGUUUAUUUCUCAUUCAAGGUUACAUUUGUAAAAAUGAUAUGUUAUUACUGAUUAUUCGUAAUGAUUAAUAAUAUAAAAAUAUAUAUAAUAUGUGUUUUGUGAUAUAAGAAUUAGGAUGUAGGGAACUUUUUAUCAUAAUAUUUAUGGAGAGUGAAGAUGUAAAAGAAUACCUUUUAUGACAUGUUGGAUGUUAUAUAGCUGUAAAAUUUCAUGUUGAAGGAAUAGUGAAAUGUAUUAUUGAUACAUGUGUACUGGCUUUAAGUAAUGUUUUGUAUGGUUUGUUAUGUCUGUAAUGGUCCAGUCAAUGUAAAUAAAUAAUAAAAUAUAAAAUAUCA
Messenger RNA from Patella vulgata (common limpet), 7760 nucleotides. Its product is annotated as rab GTPase-activating protein 1. The transcript is spliced from 22 exons. The coding region runs from base 163 to 3303 and encodes 1046 amino acids. Lineage: Eukaryota; Metazoa; Mollusca; Gastropoda; Patellidae. The record is from RefSeq and is a predicted model, not a curated record.